Molecule: messenger RNA, 14434 nt
Organism: Pongo pygmaeus (Bornean orangutan)
Lineage: Eukaryota; Metazoa; Chordata; Mammalia; Primates; Hominidae
Gene: PTPDC1
Product: protein tyrosine phosphatase domain containing 1
Exons: 9
Coding region: 10105-12531 (808 amino acids)
Biological process (GO): cilium assembly; protein dephosphorylation
Molecular function (GO): protein tyrosine phosphatase activity
Source: RefSeq, a predicted model, not a curated record
UGGGCCUCGCUGCCACCUAGGAAGAAGUAGAGGGCAACUCGCACUGUUUUGUUUCUGCGAGGUGUGACUGAAGCUCAUUCCCGGCUGGGCCCUGUGGUCCUCAGGGGAGGAGAAGGUGGAAAGUGUAAUGCCAAGCCUCCCACUCCCCACCACCUCUUUCCUCCUCAUACAGGUGGAGUUGGGAGUUCAGCUCCCCACUGGACCCCAUUGACACCAGGGGAUUGGGAAACGGGAAUGUUGACUAUCCUGCUUCACACCCCUCAUUCUGCUUCAUUGAUGGCAAAUGAGUGUGGAGGCUCAGCUCACCUUGAAGCUCCCCUGUUGCUUGGGGCAGCGGCAGCAGGGACAUGAAUACCAACUAGCCUUUCCUCCUACUGCACUGUUCAGUCUUGUGGACGCCAAUUGAAUGUGGAGGUUUGUCUCCCCACUGGGCCUCACUAAGAUGAAAGUUAUGGGGAAAGUAGAGUGUUUACAGGCCCCCACUUGCACAGCUUUGUUCAAUGUCCUUGUUGAUGGAUGAGAACGAAGGUUCAGGUCUCCACUGGGUCCCGCUUACGUAGAGGCAGGUGGUGAGCCUGGUAUUGACUAAUCCCACUUCAAACCACCCUGUUAAGACUGGUUACUGCUGGAUGAGGCACAGCUCACAGAUAAACCCCAAUGACACCACCCUGGCAGGGGAACUGCAGCACUGCCCAUUUCUAUCUGAUGGGGGAAAUCAUCUUUCUGCUCAGGUCACCACCACCACCCAGCAGGGGAAUCAGAGUGCCACCUGCUUCUUCCAGUUGCAGUAUGGAAAAUUAGCUCCCUGAUCAGCCCCAAAACCACCCAGUGGGGGAAUCAGAGCACCACAUGGUCCUUCUAGACACAGUAGAAGAUGAGAACCAUGUUUAUCCCUCCGACACCACCUGAUGGGAGAAGUAGAUUGAUUCCACUUCUGCAGAGCAGGAGUAUUUGAUAGAUGAUCAGCUCCCUCUCCAUCCUCUCUGAAACUAGGGGUUGGAAGAUGAUAUGGCAUUUUUAACUGGAGUAGCAUGGGUAUUGCCAAAAAUAUAUUCAGUUGUUAGGUCACAUUUUCCACAGACCUUUGACAAAGGGGGACAGGCUUUUCUUAUAGCUUGUUCUGGGUUGAAGGUUUCUGCAGCACCCUAUUGGGGAUAUAUUGGAGGCAAUGAAGAAUCCCAGGUAGCUCACAGCUAUAUUGUUCCUCAAGUCCUGAGGUCCUUAGACAGUCUCUCCCUCUCAGAGUCUUUCUAUGUUUAUCUGUUCUAUUGUGUCCAGAGUUUCUAAGACGUAAGGAUGAGGAAUGAGGCAACUCUACUUGGACAGAACCAGAAGUCUGCCUAGUAGCUUUUUGCUUUAUUAAGGAAAGGAGAGCAGGAAGGAGGGAGAAAGGGAGAAUUUCCUUUAACUUUUUUGAGGUAUAAUUAUCAAUAAUUCACCCAUUUAAAGUACCAAUCCAGUGUUUUUAGAACAUUCAAAGAGCUAUGUAACCAACACCAAAGUCAGUUUUGGAAGAUUAUUAUCACCCCAAAAAGAAACCUUGUCUUUUUUGUUUUGUUGUGUGUGUGUGUGUGUGUGUGUGUGUGGUUGUUGUUGUUUUUUUUUUUUUUUUUUUUUGAGACGGAGUUUCGCUCUUGUUGCCCAGGCUGCAGUGCAGUGGCAUGAUCUUGGCUCACUGCAGCCUCUGUCUCCCAGGUUCAAGCAAUUCCUCUGCUUCAGCCUCUCAAGUAGCUGGGAUUACAGGCGCAUGCUACCGCACCUAGCUAAUUUUGUAUUUUUAGUGGAGACAGGGUUCACCAUGUUGGUCAGGCUGGCUGGUCUCGAACUCCUGGCUUCAGGUAAUCCACCUGCCUCAGCCUCCCAAAGUGCUGGGAUUACAGGCGUGAGCCACUAUGCCUGGCCACUUUGUACUCUUUAGCAAGCACCGGCUGCCAUUUGUUCUUUCCCUCCCCACUGGCCCAAGGAGCCACCAGACUACUUUCUGUCUCUAUAGAUUUCAUUUUUUCUGGACAUUUCAUAUAAAUGGAACCAUAUAAAUAUGUGGUCUUUUGUGAUUGGCUUUUUUCACUUAGCAUAAUGUUUUCAAGUUUCAUCCAUGUUGUAGCAUGCAUCAGUGCUGCUUCCUUUUUAUGGUUGAACAAUUUUCCAUUGUGUAGAUAUACCACAUUCCAUUUAUCCAUUCCCCUGAUGGGCAUUUGGACUCUUUUCACUUUUUGGCUAUUAUGAGUAAUAAUAAAACCUGAGUUUUUGUGUGGACAUAUGUUUUCAUUUUUCUUGGGUAUUUACCUAGGAGGAAAGAACUGGGUCAUAUGGUAACUCUGUUUAAUCAUUUGAGGAACUGCCAGACCGUUUUCCAAAGUGUUUGCUUCAUUUUAUAUACCCACCAGCAGUAGAUAAGGGCUCUCAUUUUUUUUUACAUCCCCAUUGAUACUUGUUAUUAUCGGCCAUUUGAUUGUAGCCAUCCUAGUAGGUAUGAAGUGGUAUUUCAUUGUGGUUUUUAUAUGCAUUUCCCUAAUGACUAGUGAUGUUGAGCAUCUUUUCAUGUAUUUAUUGAAACUUUCUACAUCUUUUUUGGAGAAAUGCCCACUCAAAUUAUUUGCCCUUUUAAAAUUAUUGAGAUAUAAGUCACAUACCAUAAAAUUGACCCUUUUAAAGUAGUCAUUGGUUUUUAGUAUAUAUUUAAGGCUGUGCAGUCAUCAACACUAUUUAAAUCCAGACUAUUUUCAUCAGACCAAAAAGAAAUGUUCUACCAAUUAGCACUUGAGAAUACAGAGUAAUAAGCAAACUCAGUUUAUCCUGCUACACUCUCAUAACAUGUUUCUGACACCAGAUGUGUGGGGUUUUUUCCACACACCAAACAAGCAAUAAAUUCUGCAGGGGACUCCAGAUGGGUGUCCUCCAAUUUAAUUCUGACAUUAUCUACCUAGAGAUAGUGUCAGAUCCCACAGGUUGAGGGCUCAGUCUUAUAAGAUUGCCUCCUACUUCUGAUGCCAGUCACAAGCCCCAGCUUGUUUAACCUGUGCUUCUGACUGACUGGCUAUAAAUUGGGGUUCCCACACCCCUCUCUUUGGAUUUCAUUAAUUUGCUAUAGUGGCUAACAGUACUCUAGGAAACACAUUUACCAAUUUAUUAUAAAGGCUGUUACAAAGGAUGGAGAUGAAGAGAUGCAUAAGGGUGACGUAUGGUGGAAGAGGCACAGAGCAUCCAUGCUGACCCCAAGUGUGCCACCCUCCAGCAACCUCCAUGUUCUCAGCUCUUUGAACCCUGUCCUUCUAAGCUUUUAUUAAGGCUUCAUCACAUGGCAUGAUUGACUAAACCACUGGCCAUUAUUGAUCAACUUAACCUUCAGCCCUCUCCCCUCCCCAGAAGCUGGAUUUGGUGCUGAAAGUCCCAACGCUGUAAUCCUACCUUGGUCUUUCCAAUGGCCAGCCCCCAUCCUGAAGCUACGGAGGGACUGACAGCCACUAGUCAACUCAUUAACAUACAAAAAGAUACCACCUUGGAGAUUCCAAGGAUUUCAGGAAUUGUAUGCCAAGACCAAAUAUAUAUUUCACAGUAUCCCAACAGUCAGUCCCCGUUCCACUUUCACCCUAGUCCCCCUGGCAAACACUAAUCUACUUUCUGUCCCUGUCAAUUUGCCUCCUUGGGACAUUUCAUAUAAAUACAUACUGUCUCUUGUAAUUUGCUGGUGUCCUUUCUUUCACAUGGAUUCACAUUAGUCUUGGGUAACUUGCUUUUAAUCUGAAGAACCUCCUUUAUAUUUCUUAUGCGCUGAGUCUGCUAACAACAAAUUCUCUGCUUUUUGUUACCAGGGAAUUCCUUUAUUUCCCCUUCAUUUUUGACAGAAAUCUUGCUGCAUGUAAGAUUCUUGAUUGACAGCUUAAUAUUUAGCACUUUGAAUAUGUCGUUCCUCUACUUUCUGGUCUCCAUGGUUUCUGAUGAGAAGUAAACUUAAUCUUUUUGAGGUUUCUUUGUACACAAGGAGUCAUUUUUCUAUUUGAGCAUUUUUACUGUGAUGUGUUUUAAUGUGGAUCUAUUUGUAUGUAUCCUACUUAGAGUUUUUUGAACUUCUUGGAUGUGUGGAUUAAUGUUUUUCAUCAGAUUUGGGAAGCUUUAAGCCAUUAUUUCUAAAAGUUUUUUCUACUCCUCUCUCAACUCUCUUUCUGUUCACUUAUAAUAAGGUAUAUGUUGGUUCACUUAAUGGUAUUCCACAUUUCUGUGAGGCUCUGUUCAUUUUUUCAUUUCUUAUUCUCUGUGUUUUUCAGAGUGCAUAAUCUCUAUCAGUCUAUCUUCAGGUUCUCUAAUUCUUCUUUCUGCCACUUCAGAUCCUCUGUUGAGCUGCUUGAGUGAAUUUUUCAUUGUUUUUGUACUUUUUAACUUCUGACUUUCCAUUUGCUUCCUUUUUAUAAUUCCCAUCUCUUUAUUGGUAUUCUGUAUCUGAUGAAACAUUGUCAUCAUAGCUUCUUCUACUUCUUUAAACGUGGGUUCCUUUAGGACUUUGAACAUAAUUUGUAAUGGCUGCUUUGAAGGCUUUGGUAUAUCAGAUGCCUGGCCCCUCUAACAGAUAGUGUCUAUUGACUACACUUUUUUCUGUGUAUAGGUCAUACUUUUUUCUUUCUUUCCAUGUCUCAUACUUUUUGUUGAAAACUGGACAUUUUAGGUAAUAUUUUUUAGCACCUCUAGAUACUCUUCCCUCCCCGGACUUGUUUUUGUUGUUAUUUGCCUGUCUAUUUGAUCAGAGACUUGACUAGACCAUCUUAGUGAUGGACUAGUCUUUUUUUCUUCAUAGUUUGAAGCCUCUGAUGUGACUCCUAAGAGGGCAGGGCCUUGGCCAAGCAAACGCAGUCACCCUGAGAAGACAGUGUUUUUUUUUUAGCAGGGCACUCUUUCCCUCUUCCACGAAUCUCUCUGUUAGGCUGUCUCCCUCAGUUGUUAGUACACCAGCUGUUGGGUUCCACUAAUUACCUGCUGAUCACUCUGUUGCUUUUGACAAAGCCCUGGGUCAUCUGUUGCCCUACAAUCUGAUCUAAUUAAGUUUGGGUGGUGGCCAUUUUUGAGGUCAGUCUUGAGGUUUGAUCAUACUCCAUGAGAGGGCUUAGUUGUCUCUUUCGUUGGUUCUCUCUGGCAAACUAGUGUGACUACAGUUCAGCUUAUUGGUCUCAUGAAGCUAUGAGGCUACUCUUAUUAAUAACUGCUUAGCCAAAACCUCCAUUGUUUUUGAAAGCAUCCUAGGCUUGAACUUCCCCAUGCUGUGUUUCAGAUAAAGAUAGUUUUGUAGGGGGAGAGCUUCAGAAUUCUCUGUUUUUAAGGCCUGGCAGCAGUAACACUCUAAUGGCAAUGAGCAUACCUAACACGCAGACAUUGGUUUCUAGAUACCGUUCUUUACUAAUAAAUGCAAGAGCUUCUGAGUCUAAUCAUGAGGAAACAGCAUGCCCAAAUUGAGAGAGAUUGCUACAAAAUAACUGGCCUAUACUCUUCAAAAGUGUCAAGGUCAUCAAAGUCAAGGAAAGACUGAGGAACUUGUUUGAGUGUGAAAUAGGUGAAAGAAACAGGACAGCUAAAUACAACAUGUCCUUUUACUGUAAGGAACAUUUUUGGAGUAAUCAGUGAAGCUUGAAUGAGGUCUGAGGAAUAGAGGGCAAGUAGUAAUAUCUCAACCAUAAUUUUCUGAUUUGGGGUAAUUUUCAAGAAUAUCUUUGUGGGAUGAGAUACCAUCUCACACCAGUUAGAAUGGCAAUCAUUAAAAAGUCAGGAAACAACAGGUGCUGGAGAGGAUGUGGAGGAAUAGGAACACUUUUACACUGUUGGUGGGACUGUAAACUAGUUCAACCAUUGUGGAAGUCAGUGUGGCGAUUCCUCAGGGAUCUAGAACUAGAAAUACCAUUUGACCCAGCCAUCCCAUUACUGGGUAUAUACCCAAAGGACUAUAAAUCAUGCUGCUAUAAAGACACAUGCACACGUAUGUUUAUUGAAGCACUAUUCACAAUAGCAAAGACUUGGAACCAACCCAAAUGUCCAACAAUGAUAGACUGGAUUAAGAAAAUGUGGCACAUAUCCACCAUGGAAUACUAUGCAGCCAUAAAAAAUGAUGAGUUCAUGUCCUUUAUAGGGACGUGGAUGAAAUUGGAAAUCAUCAUUCUCAGUAAACUUUCGCAAGGACAAAAAACCAAACACCGCAUAUUCUCACUCAUAGAUGGCAAUUGAACAAUGAGAACACAUGGACACAGGAAGGGGAACAUCACACUCUGGGGACUGUUGUGGGGUCGGGGGAGGGGGAGGGAUAGCAUUAGGAGAUAUACCUAAUGCUAAAUGACGAGUUAAUGGGUCCAGCACACCAGCAUGAUACAUGUAUACAUAUGUAACUAACCUGCACAUUGUGCCCCGUACCCUAAAACUUAAAGUAUAAUAAUAAUAAUAGUAAAAGAAAACUAUCAACAGUAAAAAAAAAAAGAAUAUCUUUGUGGGAAAUAAACACUAAAUUAUUUGGCGUAAUGGGGCAGCAUUUCUGCAAGUUACUCUAAAAAAUUCAAGGAAAAAUAUUCUUUUUUUUUUUUUUUUUUGAAACAGUCCCGCUCUGUCACCCAGACUAGAGUGCAGUGGUGCAAUCUCAGCUCACUGCAACCUCUGCCUUCCAGGUGCAAGCAAUUAUCCUGCCUCAGCCUCCCAAGUAGCUGGGACUACAGGCGUGCGCCACUACACCCAGCUCAUUUUUGUAUUUUUAGUGGAGACUGGGUUUUACCGUGUUGGCCAGGUGGGUAUCUAACUACUGACCUCAGGUGAUCUGCCCACCUCAGGUGAUCUGCCCUCCUCAGCCUCCCAAAGUGCUGGGAUUACAGGCACGAGCCACCAUGCCCAGCCAAGGAAAAAUAUUAUUUGUAACUUUUGUAACUUUUCUGUAAGUUUGACAUUGAUUCAAAGUAAAAAUAUAAAAUAUUCUCAAAAAUAUAUGGGCCAGGCAUGGUGGCAGGCACCUGUCAUAUUGGCUACCAGAGAGGCUGAGGCAGGAGGAUUGUUUGAGCCCAGGAAUUCAAGGCUGCAGUGAGCUAUGAUCACGUCACUGCUCUGUAGCCUGUGCGACAGAGCAAGGUGCUGUCUUUAAAAAAAAUUAAAAAUUAAAACUAAAGUGUUCAAUUGUGUUGCAUGCUGCUGCACAGUCAAAUAGAAACUCUAAAGAGUCCACCUCAAAACAGAUCAUCGGAGGCCUUAGCAAGAGUGGUUUGAUUUGAGAGUGGAGGCAGAGGCCAGAGCUGAGUAGGCUAAGGAUGAGACCUGUGACACGUGGAGAUGGCAGGUGUAGUCACCUUGGUUUGGAGGUUUAGCUAUGAAGGGGAGAGAAGAAGGGCCCUCAGAAGAAGGGAAAUUAUAGUGAAAGAUCUGGAAACAAUUACAUAUACCUAGGAAUGUUUGAAAAACAGAAAUAGGGAAAGUCUUGGAAAAGUUCUGUCUUCAGAUAUUUGAAAAUCUUUCAAGACAAAGAGAAGCUUUAUUCUUUAUUUUCAGUGGGAAGAACCAGAACCAGUGUUUACAGAAUGGAUUUUAACUCAACACUAGAGAACAUUUGAAGCCCAGCGUGUUGGCAGGCAUCUGUAGUCCCAGCUACUCAAGAGGCUGAGGCAGGAGGAGGCCUUGAGCCCAAAAGUUUGAGUGCAGCCUAAGCAACAAAGUGAGAUCCCCAUCUCUAAAGAAGGAAGGAAAGAAAACAUUUGAGCUGUCUAACAGUGGAAUAGUCAGUUCCCUUGUGAAAAGUGAGCCUCUUGUCACAAAAAGUAGAGAACACGAGGCUGGAAAUUCAGCUGUACAGCAAAUUCCUGGAAGUGACUCCACGGUGGACUUAAGAAUGCAGAUAGGUGGGCCUCCCACGCCCACCAGGCACCCACUGCAUUCUCAGCCUAUUCUAUGACUUUAGGAAGUAAUGAUCCCUUUCUGAAAUCUUGAAUAUAGAAGGAAAUUACUAGUUCUUGGUGUUCUAGAUCUCACUUUUCAGUGUUUUACCUGCCCACUUGUAGAAAUUAAGGAAGAAAAGACUCAGUACUCACUGAUACAUUUUAGUGGGUUUCUUCGUUGUGUUUAUUGUGACUGAUUUCAUAUUUGUCAUGAUCAGUAUCUCAUUUUGUUCCUUAAAUAUUAUUCUAAAUUUGGUUCUCAUGUCCAGAGGUGGGUACCUUUCUUUUCAUCUGCCGCAUCAAUGCAAGGUAUAUUCACAGCACCUCAUUGUUGGGAACACUGAGCAAGCAUGCAGAAAGGGCUGGUUUCACCUUGCAGAAUCCUGUUUGCGUUAGGCUUGACUUCCUUAGCAUUGACACAGGGUCACUGACUGUAUAGUAACUGGGGUAAGCUCAGUCAUUUUGUGUUUAUUUGAGGUCAACCCAGGGCUCAAGAUUUCACCACAGAGAUUAUUCUUGAGGUGAUCUAUAAACCAUCCCUUCCUUAGCUUGGUCCAAAUAAGUCCUACCCCUGCCCCUUAUCUAAUGAAAUUAGUUGUCAUUUUUAGUGUAGUUGAAAGCAGUUACUUUUGACUUUUCUCUGUAGAUGUCCUCAGAUGCUGGUUCUCCAGGCCAUGGACUUGUCUCUGCAGAGCUCACCACUCUUGUUUCUCAGGAGCUAAGUUAACAUUCUGGUGUGCCACAUACUCAGAAGCACAGACUUGCCCAGAAAUUUUCUUAGACUCCCUCUUACACAGAUAGAAAAUACACAGCUCCUUAGUUUGAGCAUUUAGGGCCUCCUGCCAAUAAGUUCAUGUUCCUGUCAUGCAGACCUCUGUGCAACUGCUGUUUCUGUGUUGCCCUUAGGGUCCUGAGGGCCUUGCCUAGAAUAAUCCUCAUAUAAUUCCUCUGACAGGAAAGCUUUGCUUUCUUCCAUGGCUGUAUUCUAAAUAACAAAGGCAUGAUACUACACAUAGAGUAGGAAUUUGGACACCAAAUUGGGAUUCUGUGUCCCUGUCUUAUUCGACAAAAGUGCACAUUAUUGGGGAGAUGGGGGCAGCAUUUUAAGAGGAUCUUCGUAUAGCAUUAGUAAUCGUUAAAAAAAAAAAAACAAAGAAACAGAAAAUAGCCUUAUCUGUAGCAGUACAGUAGUUUGUUUCUGUGCACACACAUCUGAAAUACCACUUGUGCAGAGAGCGAGCAAGCGAGGGCGCAGCCUGACAUUAACAAGGGAGGAGGCGGACAAUGAGUACAUUAGUGGUUGUUGUACUUUCUGUUUUCUUUAUAUCCUUUAUCUUCAAGUUGCAGCCUCCCCCUCAUCUAGUUCCUUUAAAAAUGUGAUACUUAGUGAUCUUUCUUUAUAUGCCUCUGCCAAGACAUUACUGAAGCUUCUUUUUUCCCUCACUGCAACAAAAGGCAGAGAAUGGUGUUUUGAGUUUUUGAGAGGCAUGGCUACUAUAACUGUCCAACAGAGGCAUAACUAAGAAUUGGGUUUUUAUAUUCUGAAAAUGAACACAUGAAGUUAAAUGUCUUCUGAUAAUAUAUCACCUCUAAAAAUGUCUUUAUUUGUUCUAUCCAAGUAUUUCUUUAAUAGUUUUACCAAGAAAAAAUAGAAGUGGUUUUGGUUAUGAAAAAUUGGAUGAUAUUUUAAUAAUGUUGUAAGGUGUCCAGCAUAUCCCACUUUAUUACAAUUAACUUUUUUCUACACUAUUCAAACGAGGAGUAGAAAGGUAAUUUUUUUCAAAAUAUCCAGAGACAGGUUGUGAACGGAAUAACAGAAUUUAAGCCUUUCAACAUGUAUGUAAAAGGCAGUUUUUGCAUCAGGAAGACAGUUUUCUAAAUUCGCUACAAUAUUUUGGGGAGUAAUUCUUUGAGUGUGGUUAGAUAUUUUAAGUGCAUUUGAGAAAUAAAAUUUAGUAAUCAAUAUAUUUAAAAUUUAUAUUAUUCUUCCCUGUAUUUGAACAAUUUGUCCAAAAUGCAAUCUGUUCAUAUUGGAUUUUGCCUGUUCAGAUCUAAGUGGGAAUCAGUAGUUUCUUUGUUUGUCACCAUGGAAACCAGUCAGCCAAUCUGAAUGGCUCUUAGAUCAUACAGAACGAUGCAAUGCUCCGUGCUCUCAGUGAAAGUUCCCCACUGAGUAAGUAGGGCUGACUCUUCCUGCCUCCGGCUCUUGCCUCCCAGUGCCAUGCAGGUGCAGGAUGCAACCAGGCGGCCCUCGGCCGUGCACUUCCUCAGCUCCUUUCUCCAGGGCCGCCGGCACUCCACCUCAGACCCAGUACUGCGGCUGCAGCAGGCCCGGCGGGGCUCUGGCUUGGGCUCCGGCUCUGCCACGAAGCUGCUGUCCUCGUCCUCUCUCCAGGUGAUGGUGGCUGUUUCCUCAGUCAGCCAUGCAGAGGGAAACCCAACUUUCCCCGAAAGAAAAAGUAAAGGAAAUUUAGAACGUCCAACACCAAAGUACACAAAAGUAGGAGAGCGUUUACGGCAUGUCAUUCCUGGACACAUGGCGUGUUCCAUGGCGUGUGGUGGUAGAGCUUGCAAGUAUGAGAACCCAGCCCGCUGGAGUGAGCAGGAGCAAGCCAUUAAGGGGGUUUACUCAUCCUGGGUCACUGAUAAUAUACUGGCCAUGGCCCGCCCAUCCUCUGAGCUCCUGGAGAAGUACCACAUCAUUGAUCAGUUCCUCAGCCAUGGCAUAAAAACAAUAAUCAACCUCCAGCGCCCUGGUGAGCAUGCUAGCUGUGGGAACCCUCUGGAACAAGAAAGUGGCUUCACAUACCUUCCUGAGGCUUUCAUGGAGGCUGGCAUUUACUUCUACAAUUUUGGAUGGAAGGAUUAUGGUGUAGCAUCUCUUACUACUAUCCUAGAUAUGGUGAAGGUGAUGACAUUUGCCUUACAGGAAGGAAAAGUAGCUAUCCAUUGUCAUGCGGGGCUUGGUCGAACAGGUGUUUUAAUAGCCUGUUACUUAGUUUUUGCAACGAGAAUGACUGCUGACCAAGCAAUUAUAUUUGUGCGGGCAAAGCGACCCAAUUCCAUACAAACCAGAGGACAGCUCCUCUGUGUAAGGGAAUUUACUCAGUUUCUAACUCCUCUCCGCAAUAUAUUCUCUUGCUGUGAUCCCAAAGCACAUGCUGUCACCUUAGCUCAAUAUCUAAUUCGCCAGCGUCAUCUGCUUCAUGGUUAUGAGGCACGACUUCUGAAACACGUGCCAAAAAUUAUCCACCUAGUUUGCAAAUUGCUGCUGGACUUAGCGGAGAACAGGCCAGUGAUGAUGAAGGAUGUGUCCGAAGGACCUGGUCUCUCUGCUGAAAUAGAAAAGACCAUGUCUGAGAUGGUCACCAUGCAGCUGGAUAAAGAGUUACUGAGGCAUGACAGUGAUGUGUCCAACCCGCCUAACCCCACUGCAGUGGCAGCAGAUUUUGACAAUCGAGGCAUGAUUUUCUCCAAUGAGCAAGAGUUUGACCCUCUUUGGAAAAGGCGGAAUGUUGAGUGCCUUCAACCCCUGACUCAUCUGAAAAGGCGGCUCAGCUACAGUGACUCAGAUUUAAAGAGGGCCGAGAACCUCCUGGAGCAAGGGGAGACUCCACAGACAGUGCCUGCCCAGGUCUUGGUUGGCCACAACCCCAGGCAGCAGAAGCUCAUAAGCCAUUGUUACAUCCCACAGUCUCCAGAACCAGACUUACACAAGGAAGCCUUGGUUCGCAGCACACUUUCUUUCUGGAGUCAGUCAAAGUUUGGAGGCCUGGAAGGACUCAAAGAUAAUGGGUCACCAAUUUUCCAUGGAAGGAUCAUUCCAAAGGAAGCACAGCAGAGUAGAGCUUUCUCUGCAGAUGUUUCAGGCUCACACAGCCCUGGGGAGCCAGUUUCACCCAGCUUUGCAAAUGUCCAUAAGAAUCCAAACCCUGCUCACCAGCAAGUGUCUCACUGUCAGUGUAAAACUCGUGGUGUUGGGAGCCCUGGCUCUGUCAGGCAGAACAGCAGGACACCCCGAAGCCCUCUGGACUGUGGCUCCAGUCCCAAAGCACAGUUCUUGGUUGAACAUGAAACCCAGGACAGUAAAGAUCUGUCUGAAGCAGCUUCACACUCUACAUUACAGUCUGAAUGGAGUGCUGAGGCAAGAAGAAUACUGGCGGCCAAAGCCCUAGCAAAUUUAAAUGAAUCUGUAGAAAAGGAGGAACUAAAAAGGAAGGUAGAAAUGUGGCAGAAAGAGCUUAAUUCCCGAGAUGGAGCUUGGGAAAGAAUAUGUGGCGAGAGGGACCCUUUCAUCCUAUGCAGCUUGAUGUGGUCUUGGGUGGAGCAACUGAAGGAGCCUGUAAUCACCAAAGAGGAUGUGGACAUGUUGGUUGACAGGCGAGCAGAUGCCGCAGAAGCACUGUUUUUAUUAGAGAAGGGACAGCACCAGACUAUUCUCUGCGUGUUGCACUGCAUAGUGAACCUGCAGACAAUUCCCAUGGAUGUGGAGGAAGCUUUCCUUGCCCAUGCCAUUAAGGCGUUCACUAAGGUUAAUUUUGAUUCUGAAAAUGGACCAACAGUUUACAACACCCUGAAGAAAAUAUUUAAGCACACGCUGGAAGAAAAAAGAAAAAUGACAAAAGAUGGCCCUAAGCCUGGCCUCUAGCUUUCCCUCGUGGUGAAUAUUUCAGACCUAAAGAUCCAGAUAGUAUCUCUGUUCAUAUGUGAAUAAGUUGAAGAUUGUGGGGCUACUUUUUCUCAUAGCACUUUAUUUUGAAUGUUGUUAGUUUGUGCUGAGAAUGGUCGUCCCUAUUUGAACCAAUUAUUUAUUUUAAAAUAUCUUUAAGCUACAUUUUUGUUUUGAAAAAUUGCCAUAAAUUUGGUGCCACUUUUAUUUAUUUGAGUUAAUAUUAUUGUAUUAACAUUUUAAGUAUAUGGUGUUUACAUUCUUAUUUCUUUUGACGUUUUGGAAAUAAUCAUAACUUGUCUUUCCAAAAUAACCAUUUUCUUGAUGGAACUCUUCCUAGAGUUUUUACCAAAUAGCUAACUUUAGUAGUAAAACCUCAUUGUGUAUCCAUUCCCCCACAAAUGAACUAAGAAAGUCACCAAGUGUCUUAAGCUGUUUUAUAUUUGUUACGAAGAAGGCUAUUGCUACAAUAUUUUUAAAGGUUUUUUUUAAACUUUGAAAUUUUUUGUUUUUCCUUUUCUUUUUAUAAAUGUAACAGAGGGUUUCAAAGCAUAUUAUUUUUCAGAGAGAUUUAGUUUUACUUUAAUGGAGUGACUGUGAAGUGGUUGGGAUUUUUUGCUUGUAGAAAGUAGACUUGCUCUUUGUCAGAUUUCCAAACAACCUUGCCAGCCUUGGCUGUCAAAAGGAGGCAGGAGCAGUUCUCAACACACCAAGCCUUAUUCCCACUCCCUUCGGUUGCUGCUGAGCCAAAUAGCAUCUUUACAGAGGAAGUGGGGUCAGAGGCAGGAAGUGUGGAAAGUUGCUAAGAAGCAGGGCUUGCCUCUGUCCUCCUGGGGACUCCACAGGGAUAUUCGUGCAGGGCAGGGGCUCUGUGCCAGCCCUGCUCUCUCAGGUGCCACAGCCACUCUGCAGAGGUGACUCUUAGAGCUGGAGGAAGUCAAAACUGGGUCACUGUUUGUGCUGAUGGUGUAUUAGCAUGAGCAGCGUGGCCCUGGCCCCACACUCCCAAAUCUGCCACUCCAUAGACCCACUUGCCUCAAGGCUUUAUAUUUGGCUGCUUUCUUACAAUGAGAAUUAAGAUUUUUAAACUGAAGUUGACCAUACAGGUUGCAUUAGCCCUAACUGGCUUCAUGUAAGAAGGGUGACCGCCUAAACUAGUUCCUUGUAAGCUGAACCAUCAAUUAUCAAUUGAAGCCAUACUUUUAUUUAAAUUAAUAUGUGUAGAUACCAGAGGCCAAGCCACAGAGAGGAUAAUAGUUCUUCCCAAUAAAGGUGAUAUUAAUCAGACUAAUUUCAAACUAAAGAAGUUACUGCAUAAAGACGGAAUUUCAGGAGAAGCAAGACUCAUUUAGAACAAAUGAAAUUUCUCCAGUCCUACAUUUCUGAAUUGACCUCUAGCACAUCAAAAAUAUUUCAGUCAUUAUCAGUCUCAUUAACUCAAAUGCCAAAUGCUAAAUGCAGUGUUCUUUCACACAGUUUUAAUUUUCUUGGGAAAUCAAGUCCAGUCGAUGUUAAUGGAGUGGGUUGCCCAUCCCUGAAAUGUCUUAUUUUCAAGUGUCUGGCCUGGGAAAGAAGGGGAAGAAACAAUUGCAUUUUAUCCAAAGGUACACUAUAAAAAUAGAGUUUUUACCAAAAAAAGAUGUUUGUUCUUAUCUCAAUCGGCCUCAUUUGGGCAAGUGACCCACAGGUCUUUUGGUGAGUUUGCUAUUUGCCUGUUGAAAUACUUGUUUCAACUUAGAGAACAGUUAUGAUGUGACCAUAACAUUGCACGACUAAAAAUCUAAGCCGGAAACCUGAAAAAAGAGAUAUGACAAGGGAAAUUAAUCAGGCUAUAUAUAAGUAUUGUAUUUAUUUGAAUAAAAGUAAAAAGAACAACCCAUAA